Chanos chanos (milkfish) is the source of this 897-nucleotide messenger RNA. It is a transcript of the gene npdc1b, whose product is annotated as neural proliferation, differentiation and control, 1b. Bases 1 to 897 code for a protein of 298 amino acids. The transcript is spliced from 9 exons. Gene Ontology annotation, cellular component: membrane. The record is from RefSeq and is a predicted model, not a curated record. NCBI's taxonomy places the organism in Eukaryota, Metazoa, Chordata, Actinopteri, Gonorynchiformes, Chanidae.
AUGACCCUCGCCGUAAGUGCUACAUUGGCAGCAGUGGGACAGUGUCCACGUAGUUUGGACUGUGCCCGAGAGGGACGUCACUUCUGCCAGCCUGGCUCCUCCCACUGUGGUCCCUGUCUGUCCCCUCUCGUGGAGAACAAGAGGGGAAAGUGUGUGGUUCGAAGACGCUCCCACAUCAACAAGGCGACUUCCUUUCCAGAGCUAGAUGAGGAGAUAGACUUCCUGUCCUCCAUCAUCACCAAACAUAAGGAAUCAGAGGUCAAACACUCAGAAUCUCCCUCUCAGGUUGCCCCCAAGGCUAAGGAGGGAUUUUCUCAGCAGAGAACUUAUGCCCAGACAGGACCCACCCUCAUACAAGUGACUACAGGACAGCCUACAACAGGCAUCCCAACUACAUCACCUCCAACAGCUGUUCCUACAGCUGUACACAUCUCAGACGUACAGAGUGAGGCCGUGAUCAUCCCCUAUCCGUCUGAUGAUCAUUCGUUCCUUAUUAUGACUGGCGUAUUUUUCAUUAUGGCAUCAGUGGCCUUGGUCUUUGCUGGAAUCUGUUGGGUCAGGUUGCAGAAAGGAAUGCGUCUAACGCAGAAAGUAGAUUACCCCGCCUUUGGGGCGAUAGGACCCCACUCGUACGCCGCUUCGUCUGGAGAUAAGAAACUGGCUCAGAGUGCUCAAAUGUACCACUAUCAGCAUCAGAAACAGCAGAUGUUGUCGCUAAGACACAGGGAUGAACCGAAGAUUCCUGAAUCAGGCACCACCUCAGAUGAGGAAAACGAAGAUGGAGACUUCACUGUGUAUGAGUGUCCUGGACUGGCUCCUACUGGAGAAAUGGAGGUGAAGAAUCCUCUGUUUGAUGAUUCUGGCCUACAUCUGCAUCUUCAGAAGAGCUACAACUAA